AUGGAAACGGUGAAUAGGGUUGAAUACAGGGUCCGGGACCUCAACACUCGCUCUGUCAUUCUGUUCCCCAAGCAGGCACAAGUCGUCAGAGAGAUGACAGCCGUUAACCUCAAGCCCGGGACGAAUGAAGUUACCGUCAUUGGACUCAGCCCUACGAUUGAGCAAGACUCCAUCAAAGUCGAAAGCAAUGGCUCUUCCGCCAUCAUCACAAACAUUGCCGUGAAAUCCUCGCCUAACCCCGACAUCUUUGAAGAGAUCUAUCCCGAGUUAGGCAGAAACCAGUCGGAUUGCGAUGGCGACAAUGAGUCUGAGUCUGAUUCCGACUUCAAUUCGGGCCAAGAGCAGAGCCCUGAAGUGUCUGACGUCCAGCGUAGACUACGAGAAAUUCGGGACGAGCUUGAAAUGGCCACUGAGAGUGUAGACAGUGCCACCAGCUGUCUUGAUCUUCUGGAAUCAUAUGCUACCGCACAGCGCGAAAAUUUCAGUACACCGUAUCUCGGUGAGGAAGUAGAAACGUACGAAAGUUUACGUCAUCAGCUUUUCGUCGAGCGCGUUAAGAGGGAGAAGGUUCGGAGCGGACUGAGAGAACAACUUGACAAGCUACAGCGCCAACAAGUCAAAGAAAAGGCGAAAGAACAAAAGGCUAAAAAAAAGGUUCGCCAAGAACGUGAACAGAAAAAAUCUCUCAAGCGCAAGCGUGACCAGGAAAGGCACGAGGAGCAAGGUCGCGUUCGCCGAGAACGUGAGAACUUUUGGCCGCGGUAUUGCUACUCUGUGUGCAUCACAAUUGAAUACGACUGCAAUACUCAACCAUUUUCCAGAAGCAUUAGCGAAGCGGAUACCAUGCAAGCAUCGUCGCCGAUGUCGACGGAGGCGGAUACGGUCGCUCCCAGCUCUAUAUGCGACUUGGCUCUUUCGUAUGUCACCAGCUCUGCGGGAUGGGCGCCUAUUUACGACUUGCAGCUGUCUACAACAGAUUCAACUGCUAUCCUAUUCUUCAAUGCCCAGCUGAUAAAUACCACGUCUGAAACAUGGUCCAACUGUAAAGUUGUCUUGUCGUCAGCCACACAGGCCUUAUUUGGUGGGCUAGACAACGUCACCCCGACACUCAAGACGUGGAAGAUCAAACUCUCCCCCAAAGGGUCAAGCGACAAACAAAAUCAGCUACUCACGGAUCUUGCGAAAUCCAGACAGUACAUUGAUUGGAUGGCAUUCAAGAAAAGCAAUAUCGUGAACAAGCCUCGCGGGGAAAUGUUUAUGAACGCUGAUCUCCACAACAGCGCACUCGGCGAGUUUGAGGAAUCACUUAUCGCAGAGACUGGCUCGGCCACCUCAUAUGAUUUCCCGGACUUAAAGACCCUUCUGCCCAGAUCUACUUCAUCUAAGCAUCGGAUGGCUCGCCUCACUCUCCCCGACGUCAAGUUCAGCUACAUAGCCGUUGCCAAAUAUAGAGCAGGAGCGAAUCUGAAGGCCACAAUUAUGAAUACGAGUAAAAAUGCUUUUCUUCAAGGUCCUGUCGGGCUUACUCUCGACGGGAGGUUCCUAGGCCACACGGUGUUGCCCCAUUGCAGCGCUGGUUGCGUUUUUAGCUUGGACCUCGGCGUCGACCCUGCCAUCAAGAUGAUCUAUGCUUUAGCUGGCAAGCCUGUGCCCAUCUUGGUGAGGGAUCAGAUUCCUGUAUCGGAAGACGAUCGCCUUACAGUCAAGGUCUAUGGCUACAAUCGAAAGGCUUAA
Metarhizium robertsii ARSEF 23 is the source of this 1734-nucleotide messenger RNA. Its product is annotated as mucoidy inhibitor A. Lineage: Eukaryota; Fungi; Ascomycota; Sordariomycetes; Hypocreales; Clavicipitaceae. The transcript has 4 exons. Bases 1 to 1734 code for a protein of 577 amino acids. The record is from RefSeq and is a predicted model, not a curated record.